Molecule: messenger RNA, 1467 nt
Organism: Micromonas pusilla CCMP1545
Lineage: Eukaryota; Viridiplantae; Chlorophyta; Mamiellophyceae; Mamiellales; Mamiellaceae
Exons: 2
Coding region: 1-1467 (488 amino acids)
Source: RefSeq, a predicted model, not a curated record
AUGCGCGUCCUCCUCGUCCUCGCUCUGCUCCUCGGGCCGAUCGGCGUCGCGACGGCGUCGUCGUCGUCCUCGCGCCCGACGCCGCCGCCGCGCGAGCGCGGGGGUCCCGCGCGAGAGUGGCGACGCGCGGUCGAGCGCAUGCGAGCGCUGGACUAUCACGCCCUGCGCGAGCGCUUCGGCGGCGGCGUCGUCGAGGCUGGCGCGGACGGCGACCGGCACGGCGCGCCGUGCGCGUUCCGCGACGCCGCGACGCGCGCGUCGUUCGACCUCUCGCCGCUGAAGCUGCCGUACGGGAGCUCGUACAUGUUCCACGACGUCCAGGGCGCGGAGGACUCCGUGCACGCGCGCGCGAGGGAGCGCGAGCGCGGGAGGCUGCCGCGCGAGGACGAGAGCGACGCGGAGGAGAAACGAGACGAAGGCGACGACGACGACGACGACGACGACGCCGACGCGGAGGCGAAGGACGAGUACGACUACUGGAUCAACGUCUGCCAGGCGGUAUCGUCGCCGCCGCGGGAGUGCGCGGGGAAGCCCGGCGCGCCGGCGUAUCAGGUCGUCGUCCAUCCCGGCGACGGCGACGGCGACGGCGGCGGCGACGACGACGGCGACGACGACGGCGGCGGCGGCGGGACGAGAGCGAAGAGAGACAAAAGAAACAGACGAAGACGCGGCCGCCGCCGCCGCGGCGACACCCUCCUCCACGACGUCGUCGACGAAGAUUUCGGCCGCAAACCGAAGACGAAAAAGCACAAGAAGAAGCCGGCGGAGUGCCACGCGCUCGGGUCCCUGCGGAACGUCACGUUCGCGCUGAUCGACGCGUCGUCGCCGGAGACGGGAGUGAGCGUCCGAUACGGCGGCGGCGACGACUGCCUGCGAAGGGUCGAGUCCCCUCCGCCCGUCGGUUCCGACCCCGGCGGCGAUCCCAUCGUGACGUGGGUCCCGACGCCGCGCACGCUCACGAUGCGCAUGCUCUGCGACGAGCGCGACGCCGGCGUGCGCGACCCCGCGAGCUUGAUGUCGCUGAUGCGCCGCGUGCACGUGCGAGAGGACCGCAUGUGCGAAUAUUUGUUGGAGUGGCGGACGCGACACGCGUGUCCGACGUACGACACGUGUACGAGCGCAUGGUCCGACAGUUUGUACGACAGUAUCGUCGUCGGCGGCCUCCUCCUCCUCCUCCUCCUCUUCCUCGGCGGCGGGUGCGUGAACUGGUGGCGCGUGCGCGUGGCGCUGACGCGCGCGCUCGCCGGGGAGGCCACCGUCGGCGACGCGUUUCGCGCGGCGGCGCCGGACCGCAGACUGUUCGCCCGUAGGGUUCGCGCGCGCGCUCGCGACGCCGCGGCGCUGUGGAGGUGGGCGCGAGGGCGCGGACGGCCUCGGGGCGCGUUCGGGGGCGCGGCGCGCGGAGCGCGCGCGGCGUGGACGCGGGAGAACGGCGCGAGGUACGGGCGCGGGAAGCAGGAGGUGUGA